Lathyrus oleraceus (garden pea) is the source of this 1354-nucleotide messenger RNA. RefSeq lists its product as uncharacterized. Lineage: Eukaryota; Viridiplantae; Streptophyta; Magnoliopsida; Fabales; Fabaceae. The coding region runs from base 175 to 1311 and encodes 378 amino acids. The transcript has 7 exons. The record is from RefSeq and is a predicted model, not a curated record.
CCUUCUCUUAUGUCAUUCAAAUUGAGAGAUUUGACUUUCUUUUCUUAUAUUUUUUCUUUGAAUUAUGAAACACUCAACUUUUAUUGAUUCAUUUAAAUAUUAAGGAUCUUUAAUACUCAACUAUAUAUAUUCUUACAAUUAUCACACAUUCUUGAAAAUAACUCCUAAAAUUUCAUGGCAAUAGUUAUCUUUCUCGUUCUUAGUUUGUGCAUAACAUGUUGCAAAGUUGAUGGGAGAAACAUAUUUGAAGAAAAUGAUUUUACACAACACAAUAGCAUCAUGCUUCCGGUGGACAAUAAUUUUGAUUGUGUUGAUAUCUACAAACAACCUACUCUUCAACAUCCUUUACUAAAAAAUCAUAAUAUCCAGCUUUCUCCAACUUUUGCAAAGAACACUGCGCAAAGUUCGUCAUCUUAUGGUGAAAUAGUGAAUGGAUGUCCAGAAGGAAAAGUGCCUAUUUACAACAAGACAAAGAGACAUCAAAAUAGUACUAAUUCAUCUUUCAAAUUACAAACUAAUGAGUUUUGGAAGCAUUCCAAAAGUUUCCCUGGCUAUAAUGCUGUUACACUUGAUACAACACAAAACAUGAUAUUUCGUGGAGCAUUCACAGGCAUAGCUGGUUUUAAUCUAUCACUUCAAGAUAAUCAAUAUAGCAUAUCUUCAAUUUGGAUUGAAAGUGGACCACCAACAGAACUUAAUAGCAUAAAACUAGGAGUUGGGGUUCAUCCGAGUUUAUUUGGAGACAGUCAAUUACGAUUAAUUGGUAGUUGGACGGCUGAUGGUUACAAAAAAACGGGAUGUUAUAAUCUUCUUUGCUCAGGUUUCGUGCAAGUCAAUAAAGAAUAUGCUUUUGGAUCUGUCAUAUCACCCGCUAACACCAUUGGAUCAACUUCAAAAUAUAUUACAUUUCUCAAAAUCAAACAGGAUCGAUCUACUGGACAUUGGUGGUUAACUAUUCAACUUGAAUCAAUACAAAUUGGAUAUUGGCCAAAAGAAUUAUUUACUCACUUAAGCAAAGGAGCAUCUUUGAUUAGAUUUGGAGGUCAGACCUUGUCUCCGCCUAAUAAAGAUAGUCCCCCAAUGGGUAGUGGAAGAUUACCUAAAGAAAAAUAUAGAAACUCAGCUUUCAUGGAAAAACUUCAAAUUAUUGAUUUAGAAUAUAAUGAAGUAGAUGUAAAAUCCAAAGAUAUGAAGCCAUAUAAAGAUACCAAUUCGGAUUGUUAUGACUUAAUGUAUCAUGGUUAUGAAGGACCUGUGUUUAAGCAAGCCUUUCUUUAUGGUGGUCCAGGUGGACGAAAUUGUGACAUAUGAUUGUAUCGUCAACUUUAUUUAAUAAAACAUUGAUUAGUUCUUA